Pelobates fuscus (common spadefoot toad) is the source of this 3600-nucleotide messenger RNA. RefSeq names its product SLIT and NTRK like family member 2 (gene SLITRK2). Gene Ontology annotation, cellular component: glutamatergic synapse; membrane. NCBI's taxonomy places the organism in Eukaryota, Metazoa, Chordata, Amphibia, Anura, Pelobatidae. Bases 433 to 2982 code for a protein of 849 amino acids. Gene Ontology annotation, molecular function: protein binding. Gene Ontology annotation, biological process: positive regulation of synapse assembly; axonogenesis; regulation of presynapse assembly. The transcript has 2 exons. The record is from RefSeq and is a predicted model, not a curated record.
CCGGAGAUCACAAUGAGUCCCCACUCCAUUUCCCACAAUGAAAGGAUUUACAAAGGAGUGCAAUAGACAGGCACAACGUGCUUGCAGAGCUCCCCCAGCAACUAAUUUCCAGGGCGUGACGUCAUCCCCUCUCGGUCCGAGGGAGCCUGCAGAGUUGCAAGCCUCUAUAGAAGGCUCACUCACACAGGGAGAGCAGAAGGGCUAAAAGCUGUCACUGCAGCAACUACACUCAGGCAGCCAUCAGAGACUCUCACUCAUCAAAACUUCUACCCACACCUGCCCGGAGAUUAUGGAUUGGGGAAACUGAGCAGUUCUUGGAUUUUAUCCUCAGAUAUUUAAAGCCUGAACAGGACAUGCGAGAGAGAAAAAUCUAAAUGCUUCCCUGAUGUGUUUUAACAUAGAUAUCAGAUCUGGGAUCUGCGGGAUGUAAAGAUGCUGAACAGCGUUUUGCUGCUGAGUUUUAUAUCAGUGACUGGGAUCUUAAAGACAGAAAGCCGCAAAACUGCCAAAGACAUAUGCAAAAUCCGCUGCUUAUGCGAGGAAAAAGAGAACGUGCUUAAUAUUAAUUGCGAGAAUAAGGGUUUUACUAGCGUCAGUUUGCUUCUGCCUCCGCAGUCCAGGAUAUAUCAGCUUUUCCUCAAUGGCAACUUAUUGAGCAGACUGUAUCCAAAUGAGUUUGUCAACUAUUCCAAUGCAGUGACUAUCCAUUUAGGAAACAACGAACUGCAAGAGAUCAGAGCAGGGGCUUUCAACGGGAUGAAGACCCUCAAAAGAUUGCAUCUCAAUAAUAACAAACUGGAGAUUCUAAAGGAGGAAACUUUCCAGGGCCUUGAGAGUCUAGAAUAUUUGCAAGCAGAUUACAAUUUUAUCAGUGUAAUUGAAACUGGGGCUUUUAGCAAGCUGAAUAAAUUAAAAGUCUUGAUUCUCAAUGACAAUCUUUUGCUGUCUCUCCCCAACAACGUCUUUCGUUUUGUGCUUUUAACUCACUUGGAUCUGAGAGGUAAUAGGCUCAAAAUGUUGCCCUUUGCUGGUGUCCUUGAACACAUUGGCGGGAUUAUGGAAAUCCAGCUAGAAGAGAACCCAUGGAAUUGCACAUGUGAUUUGACCCCACUCAAAGCCUGGUUAGAUACCAUCACAGUUUUUGUGGGAGAGAUUGUUUGUGAGACCCCCUUUAGGCUGCAUGGCAAAGAUGUCACACAGCUAACAAGGCAAGACCUCUGUCCUAGAAAAAGUGCUGGUGACACAAAUCAGAGAUCAGUACAUCCAGCUUUUUCAGAUCCUCGUAUUCAAAGGCUGCCCCCAACUUUUAACCCUGCAAUUACUCCCACUAGAGUUCCCAAGGCCAGCAGGCCUCCUAAAACAAGAAACAGACCCACACCCAGAGUCACUGUAUACAAAGACAGGCAAAUAUUUGGGCCAAUUAUGGUGUAUCAGACCAAAUCUCCAGUCCCCCUUACAUGUCCUGACACUUGUGUGUGCACCUCACAGAGUUCUGAUAGUGGCUUAAAUGUCAAUUGUCAAGAGAGAAAGAUUAGUAACAUCUCUGAAAUUCAACCCAAACCCACCAACCCAAGAAAAUUUUAUCUGACAGGUAAUUACCUGCAAAUUGUUUAUAAAUCAGAUCUGCUUGAAUUUAGUUCAUUAGAUUUGCUACAUUUAGGAAAUAAUCGAAUAGCAAUGAUACAGGAAGGUGCAUUUUCCAACUUAACAAGUUUACGCAGACUGUACCUUAAUGGCAAUUACCUAGAAGUAUUAUAUCCUUCAUUGUUUGAUGGCUUGUACAGUUUGCAAUAUCUCUAUUUAGAGUACAAUGUUAUAAAGGACAUCAUGCCGCGCACAUUUGAUGCUUUGAGUAAUCUUCAACUACUAUUUCUCAACAACAAUUUGCUGAGGUCAUUGCCAGAUGGUGUAUUUGGAGGCACUGCCCUUACUCGACUGAAUCUAAGGAACAACCAUUUCUCAUAUUUGCCAGUCAAAGGAGUUCUUGACCAGCUUACUGCAUUUAUUCAGAUAGACCUCCAGGAAAACCCAUGGGAAUGCACAUGUGAUAUUUUAGGUUUGAAGAACUGGAUAGAACAGUCUAGUUCCACAGUGGUUGUACAGGAGGUAACAUGUGAAUCACCACUCAAACAUGCCGGGGAACAUUUAAGGUUCCUUCCCAAGGAUGCUAUCUGUCCUGAGAACCCUAAUAUGGCUGAUGCUACAGUACUGUCAUUUAAUUACAAAACUGACACCCCACACCCUUCCAGCAUUACUCCAAGUCCCUAUCCAGAAAUGCACACUGAGGUCCCUCUUUCUGUGCUGAUUUUGGGAUUGCUGGUAGUUUUCAUCUUGUCCGUCUGCUUUGGGGCAGGGCUAUUUGUCUUUGUUCUAAAAAGAAGAAAGGGAGUACAGAGUGUUCCUAGCAGCAGUGCAAACAAUUUAGAUAUAAGUUCCUUUCAGCUUCAGUAUGGGUCAUACAACCCAAACUCAAAUGAUAAAACAGAGGCUCACGUCUACAACUACAUCCCUCCACCUGUUGGGCAAAUGUGUCAAAACCCUAUCUACAUGCAAAAAGAAGGAGAUCCUGUUGCCUAUUACAGAAAUCUUCAAGAAUUUAGUUAUAGCAAACUAGACCACAAAAAGGAUGACCCAACUACUAUAGCUUAUACAAUAAGCACAACUGAACUGCUAGAAAAGUCACAAACUCAAGGAGAACCUGAGCUCCUCUACCAGAACAUUGCGGAAAGGGUAAAAGAAUUACCAAGCACCGGGGUAGUCCAUUAUAACUUUUGCACGUUGCCCAAAAGGCAACUCAUUCCUGCAUACGAGUCAAGGCGUCAAAACCAGGACAGGAUUAAUAAAACAGUUUUAUAUGGCACUCCCAGAAAAUAUUUUGCAGAACAAUCCAAACAAGAGCAUCUCUUGCUUCAAGGAAAACUGCAGUCAGAGCCAGAUUACCUUGAAGUUUUGGAAAAACAAACUGCAAUAAGUCAGCUGUAGGCAACACUGCAUAGCUCGAAGCCUGUUGUUUAUAUGAAGUGUCACAAACAAUUGUGCACACAACGAAUGGCUGGUGAAUCCAAUUUUACUAUAAAUUUUUUAAGCUACGCAGGUACCAUAUAGAUUUCAAUUGCAUUGGCAUUGGUGGACAACAUGUCUUUCCCCCUCUCCUUCCUCUCCAUUUUCUUUAAAUUAUUUUUGAAUUUUAUUUUCUAGGCUCAAUAUUUCAUGAUAUGAAUGUUCUAGUGUUUUUUUUUUUUUUUAUGAUUUUCCCUUUCCUUCUCAAAAAUGGGUGAAUAUUUUAUUUAGUGUUGCUAGGAUAUCUCAAUGAUCAAAAUGAAAUGGACAUUCUUUUAUAAUGUAAAUAAUACUUUAACAUUUAAAAUCAAUUACCAGCUGUAGCCACUGGGCGUCACUUUUUUCAGUUAAAGUGCCUUUGCACUUUAAAUAACCUAAUUGUUGCUUCUAGCUUUGAUACAUCGAACAUGUUUUAAUGUGCUGCAUUUUAGAAAAAAAAAUACCCAAAGUAAGAUAAGAGCUUAUAUCUUUAUUUGUAUUAAACAGAGACAAAACAUGAUUGAUUUUUACAAUUUAAGACAUUUUAAAGAUCUAUUUGGA